Messenger RNA from Erpetoichthys calabaricus (reedfish), 901 nucleotides. It is a transcript of the gene c17h19orf67, whose product is annotated as chromosome 17 C19orf67 homolog. The coding region runs from base 88 to 873 and encodes 261 amino acids. The transcript has 5 exons. NCBI's taxonomy places the organism in Eukaryota, Metazoa, Chordata, Cladistia, Polypteriformes, Polypteridae. The record is from RefSeq and is a predicted model, not a curated record.
UUUGAGGCGAGGCGGGCAAACCAACAGCGAUGUCAAAAAGUGAACGGAUUUUUGACUAGAAAGAGUAAGGAUUGCUUGCUAAUCUAAAUGGCACAUUUACUUUGUGAUGAGGAUUCUUAUGUGGAGCCGCCCAACAGCGCAGACAUACAGCUGCUUGUGUUAAGUGACCCGGAUUCUAAUUCCGAAUCCCGUGAAUAUGAAAACACACAAAUUGUGCUGUGGGAGCAGGAGGCUCCGUUUUACAGUGAAGAAAUGGAUGCUGUGACCCUUCCGUCAGACUGUGAGGUCGUCUUUUUGAUCAACUCUGAUGUGAGUGACCCCAGUGCUGAUGUGGAUUUGUGUGACAUUUCCAUGAUGGAAAAAGAGCUUCAUCCAGUUAAUCUGCAACUCCAGGAGCUGCUGAAAGAGGCCCAGAAGAUUAAAAUCACUUUGCUGUACAGCCAAAAUCUGAAAAAUCACGAAGAUUUGGUCAGCUCAUUCAUGGCGUUUGUGGCAUUGUGCCAGCCGUAUUUCACAUACACCGAGUCAACUGCACGCAGUGUAAUCAUGGACCAGAAUCCUCUACCAGAAUACAUUAGAAGAGAGCUGUUGCACUUCUCCCAGCAGCUGUCCACAUGCUUGGAAAAUUUGAUAAAGAUGUUUGCCACUUUCAGCCUGAUCACCCUGGAUGAGGCGGACCCCUGUGGGAUGUCACAUUUCUGCUGCGGGGAGGUUCGCCUUGAAUCGUGGUAUCGGGUUUUGCUUUUCCGCUAUUGCUCCCUGACACCCUUCAAUGCACGUGAUGAACCGCACAGCUUGUACAAGAAAAUGAGGUGGAAUGUGGAGCUCCUGGAGAACAGUUGUCCAAGUCAAGGAGAAGCCGAAACCAAAUAGUGAGUAAAGACAUCUUAGCUGUGAACUU